Temnothorax curvispinosus is the source of this 2043-nucleotide messenger RNA. RefSeq lists its product as uncharacterized. NCBI's taxonomy places the organism in Eukaryota, Metazoa, Arthropoda, Insecta, Hymenoptera, Formicidae. The coding region runs from base 1 to 2043 and encodes 680 amino acids. The record is from RefSeq and is a predicted model, not a curated record. Gene Ontology annotation, molecular function: catalytic activity. The transcript has 2 exons.
AUGAUAAUGGGAAUAAGGAAAGGAUUAAAAGAAAAGGGAACGGCAAUAGAAGUAGAUAGGGAGGGUUGGAUUGCGGGAAAGGUCAGAACAGGUGGCGAGAACUGGAGUAUUAUAGGGGUGUAUGCAAAGAAAGAGGGGAUGGAGGAGAACGUACAGGAGUUAGGAGAUAGAAUGGAAAAGAAAGAAGAAGGAAGGUAUACGAUAAUUGGGGGAGAUUUUAAUGCGAGGACUGGUCAAAAAGGUGGGAGGAUAGAGGAAGAGGAGGGAGGAGGACUGGGAGAAGGAAGAAGGUCGAAGGACAAGAAGGUGGACAGAGAGGGGAGACUGUUGGUAAAUAGCUUAGAGGAGAGAGGAUGGGAGAUAUUCAAUGGAAAUGUGAGAGGAGACGAGGAGGGGGAGUUUACCUUCACGGGGGGAAAAGGAGAUACGGUGAUCGACUACAUAAUAGGGGAAGGAGAAGUAAGAGAGAAGAUAGUGAGCAUGGUAGUGGGGGAGAGAGUAGACUCGGACCAUCACCCAUUGGAAAUAGUAGUAAGAAGGGGGAAAGAGGAGGAAGGCAGGAGAGGAGGGUGGAAGAAAAGAAACAGGGGGGUGUGGAACGAGGAAGGAGCAAAGAGGUUUAUAGAAAAAAUAGGAGAGGUGGAAGAAAAGGAAGAAGAGUUGAAUAAGGAAUGGGAAGAAAUGGAAACAAGAAUAACAGAGGCAAUAAAAGGGGUAGAGGAGGAGCUGGGAAAUAAGAAAGGGAAGGUGGGAUGGUGGGAUGAGGAAUGUCGAGAAGCGAAGAAAGAGACAAGGAGAAAAUUAAGGGACUGGAGGAAGAAAAGAGGGGAAGCCAGUGCGUACAAGGAAAGGAGGAAAGAAUUUAAGGAGAUAUGUAAGAGAAAGAAGAAAGAGGAGAACCAGAGAUGGGAGAGAAAAGUGGAGGGGGCAAGGAGGGAGGCGGAGGUGUACACGGCUAUUCUGGCGGAGAGGCUAAGGGAGGAGAUAGAGGGAAAGAGAAUGGUACCGCACAACCAGACAGGUUUUAGAAGGGGAAUGGGAACGAUAGACAACAUUUACGUGUUGAACUACAUGGUGAACAGAAGGUUAGAGAAGAAAGGGGGAAAACUGAUAGCAUGUUUUGUGGACCUUAAGGCGGCGUUCGAUUCGGUGGAUAGAGGAAUACUAAUAAAAGCUAUGAGAGAAAGGGGAAUAAGGGAAGGACUGGUGAGAAGGACGGAAGAGAUGUUAAGAGAGACGAAGAGUAGGGUAAGAGGAGGAAACGAAUUGGGAGAAGUAUUCUGGACGGGGAGGGGAGUAAGACAGGGAUGCCCUUUGAGCACGAUUCUAUUCAAUGUGUUGCUAGCGGACCUGAAAGAGGAAAUGGGUAGAGUUAAAUGGGGAGGGAUAAUGCUAGGAGGCAAGAGGGUGUAUACUCUGGCCUACGCGGAUGAUAUAGUGCUAAUCGCAGAGGACGAGGACCAAAUGAGGAGUCUGAUAGAAAGACUAGAGGGGUACCUGGGCAGGAAGAGAUUGGAAUUGAACGUGGGGAAAACAAAAAUAAUGAGGUUUAGGAAAGGAGGAGGCAGGGACAGUAAGAGAAAGUGGAGAUGGGAAGGAAAAGAGUUAGAAGAGGUGAAGGAAUUUCGGUAUUUAGGAUACGUGUUUCAAAGAAAUGGAGGGCAGGAAGCCCAAAUAAGGGAAAGGAUCAAAAAGACGGCCACAGUGAUGGGAAAAGUCUGGGGGAUAGGGAAGAGGAGAUUCGGGAAAGACUGGGGAAAAAGACUGUGGCUGUUCGAUAGACUGGUGUGGACGGUGUUGAGUUAUGGAGCGGAAAUAUGGGGAUGGAGAGAAAGGGAAGGAAUAGAAAGAAUGGAAGAAAGGUACAUUAGAUGGGUAUUGGGAGCGGACGUGAGAACACCGUGGUAUCUAAUGAGGGAGGAAUUACAAAGGGAGAAAUUAAGAGGGAGAGCAGGAAUGAGGGCAUGGAGAUUUGAGAAAAAGUUAGAGGAGGGUGGAGGAAGUGAACUGGCGAGGUCUGCCUGGGAAGAGUUGAAGGAAUGA